UAGUCGAACUUGACCUAGAUCUUAAAUUGUGUUACCCCAGUCACCGAAUGUAUACGCUAACAAAAUAUAAGACCUUGGGGUAACUUACGAGAAAUUUGAUUGGUAAUAGAUUAUGGGGUGUUCUAAUAAACCAACGCCACCACAACCAAAAUAAUAAUAAUAAUAAUAAUUAAAUUAAGAUUAUCUCCUUGCAUUAUCUUAACCCACUGUAUUAUCUCCUUCAUGCUUACCUGUAUAUAAAAGGACAGUGCAUGUAGGUCAUGUUGCCGAAUUUAAGUCUCUGCUAAACAACUUUCCAUUACAAUAUAUUAUUGAAUAAUUGAAUUGCACUAGCUCUCUCUCUCUUGGUGGUAGAAAAGGUCAUUAAUACGGCAUCAAUGAACAGGACUCUAACUCCAACCCUAUAUAAAGCCAUCCCAGUUCUUUACAUUCUCAUCCCAAAGGCAUUGGUGUAAAUACAUUAUACAUAUAUACAAAGAGCUGUUCUAUGUACUCUUGGCUAGGGUCUUCCAGAGACAAGUCCAUGGACAGCUCAUUUGGCUUCAUUUCUACCACGAUUCUAGGUCUGGUUUUGGCAUUGUGGACAGUGGCUCCACAAGCCGAAGCCCAAGCCCAAGCCCGGGCUUUCUUCGUGUUCGGAGACUCACUCGUCGACAAUGGCAACAACAACUAUCUCCUCACCACUGCCAGAGCCGACGCUCCUCCAUAUGGCAUUGACUACCCUACUCACCAUCCCACCGGACGCUUCUCUAAUGGCCUUAACAUACCAGACAUUAUCAGUGAGGAAAUGGGUACUGAACCAACAAUGCCAUACUUGAGUCCACAGCUCACAGGAGAGAGACUACUUGUUGGUGCCAACUUUGCAUCUGCUGGGAUAGGGAUCCUCAAUGACACCGGAAUUCAGUUUGUGAAUAUAAUCCGAAUUGGGAAACAAUUGGAGUAUUUUGAACAGUAUCAGCAACGGGUGAGUGGACUCAUCGGAUCCGAUCAGACUCAGAGACUCGUAAAUGGUGGUCUUGUCCUCAUAACCCUAGGCGGGAAUGACUUCGUUAACAACUAUUACUUGGUUCCUUUCUCUGCAAGAUCGCGUCAAUUCGCGCUUCCUGAUUAUGUUCCUUUUCUCAUUUCUGAGUAUCGAAAAAUUUUAAUGAGGCUAUAUGAUUUGGGGGCUAGAAGGGUUCUGGUGACCGGAACCGGACCAAUGGGUUGUGUCCCGGCAGAGUUAGCACAGCGGAGCAGAACCGGUGAAUGUGCAGUGGAUCUGCAGCGUGCCGCGGCAUUGUUCAACCCACAACUUGUUGAAAUGAUAAAUGGACUCAACGGUGAACUUGGAAGUGAUAUCUUUGUUGCUGCUAAUACAGCGGAAACGCAUUAUGAUUUCAUUUCUGAUCCUCAAGCUUAUGGGUUUGUUACGUCGAAGAUAGCAUGUUGUGGCCAAGGACCUUACAAUGGGCUCGGACUUUGCACGCCGCUGUCAAACCUAUGCCCAAACAGGGAUUUGUACGCGUUUUGGGAUCCAUUCCAUCCAUCCGAAAGGGCGAACAGACUGAUUGUGCAGCAGAUCAUGAUCGGCUCGACCAAGUACAUGCACCCCAUGAACCUCAGCACCAUCCUGGCCUUGGAUUCCAGGACCUAAUUUACAGUCUUUAUUCUAUAGUAAUUAAUUAAUUAAUGUUCAAUAUCCUGGGUGUUUUUGUAUCUUAAACUCAUGCUGUUUAAUUUGUUUCUAUGAAUGUGGUGAAACUAUAUUAGAGAGUGCAUAUGUGAGUGCAUAUGUUAUCAAUUUUUAUGCCUAAUUCAAGCUGUUUAAUUCAGUAA
This is a messenger RNA of Cornus florida, 1818 nucleotides long. RefSeq names its product GDSL esterase/lipase At5g33370-like. The coding region runs from base 488 to 1636 and encodes 382 amino acids. The transcript has 5 exons. The record is from RefSeq and is a predicted model, not a curated record. Lineage: Eukaryota; Viridiplantae; Streptophyta; Magnoliopsida; Cornales; Cornaceae. Gene Ontology annotation, molecular function: hydrolase activity, acting on ester bonds.